UUUUUUUUUUUUUUUUUGCACGUUUGGUUUAUCUUAUCUUACGAUUCUUACAUACCUGCCUACUUUGUUUGUUCGGUGUGAUUAUCGAGCUUGAUCUUGAGAUCAGCUGGUUGGCGACAAAUCGACGGAGUGUGACGAGAGCAGAACCGCAAAUAUGUCGAAGAUCGCAGGGGAUGGAGUCGCAUUAUUUUGGACCUCGAUUUUGUUGCUGGCGUUGUGCUGGAUUACUUUUUCCAUGCGUGCGGGUGUGAGGUUGUGGAGGAAAAUUUGGGGAUUGGAUGAUAUUGUUAUGUCGAUUGGUUUGUUGCUAUUUACUGUCACGAGUAGUCUGUGUAUUGUGUGCAGUUUCUAUGGAAGUGGCCAGAAGGCUAAAUACUUGAGUGCGCAUGAUAUUGCGAGGGGGACCAAGCUCUUCUUCAUUGCUGAAUUCUUCUACGCUACUGGUGCUGUAGCUAUCAAAUGCAGUAUUGCUGUAACUCUCCUCCGUAUCGCUGAUACCCGUCGUCGCUAUGUUUAUACCGUCUGGGGUAUUAUGAUCAUGACCGCUAUCUCUGCCCUUAUUUUCAUGAUAGGCAUUGCGAAUAUAUGUCAUCCGAUUAAUACGCUAUGGGGAGAAUCAAAUGGCGUGUGUAAUUUGCAACUGAACAGUGAUGUUAGUUUGUUCUUUUCGGCCGUGGAAAUCGCAACGGAUUGGGCAUUAGCGAUUCUGCCGGCGGUAUUGUUGAGGAAUAUUCAGAUGAAGAGUAGAGUCAAGGUGUCGGUGGCUUGUAUUUUGGGAUUGGCUGCUUUUGCAAGCUGUGCAACAAUCGUUCGACUUCGCUACCUAUCACUCUACAGUGAUUCCUCCGAAUUCAUGUUCGGUACCGGUCGCAUAGGACUCUGGUCCGUCAUCGAAGAAGCAAUGGGAAUCUUCGCCGGAUCUCUCCCUGCCCUUCGUCCUCUCUUAUCCCUUCCCUUCCUCAAUCUCAGUACUACCGGAAAUUCCAACAAUCCCACAUCAGGAAAGAAUGGAAAUGUACCGCGCACUCAACACGGAACAGGGAAGAGAUCGGAUAUCAAUCUGGAUACAUUCGUUCAACUAGGGGAUUCGGAUAUUGAAAAAGAUGAUGGGGAAAGUCAGAAACAUAUUUUGAAAGAGACAAAGGUUACUGUGACGAGCGCUAAUAGGCAUUCUGCGCCAGGAGAAUGGGAACAGAGUCAGAUUUUGGGGUGGAAAGGAAAUAGGAAUUCGCAGAGAAAUAUUCAAUAGGGACUACGCUAUACCGAUCCGUUGUUUUCGAAUGACGUAAAUUCUCGGCUCGGAGUCAAACGAUGAAGGGGCUUCAAAAAGGAGGAAAAAUAUACACAGAAAAGUAUACGAAAAUUUUGUACGAUAUAUGGAUAUGAUACCAGGGUGAGAUAUGGCUGUUCUACUUACGAUGUUGAGUAUGAACACGUAUCAAGAAUUACCCCCGCCGGCGUCACAUCUUGGGGUUUUUAGAACAUCUUGAGGAAUUGGAUCUACACAGAACAGAAGGGCUGGAUACCAGGAACACGUUCGGUUGGCCAUUUAAUUUGGUUGAGAGCGUCGAAUAUUGAUAGAUCGAAAUUGUGUUUUGCCUAUAUAUAUAACGGGUUUAAGUUCUGAUACCAUUGAGAUUAUGAUUAUAAUGAAGUUUAAUUUAAAACAAAGGAUCUUCUUGUUGAUUGUAGGAUGUAGUUGAUCAAUCAAUGUCU
This is a messenger RNA of Botrytis sinoallii, 1716 nucleotides long. RefSeq lists its product as uncharacterized. The transcript has 4 exons. Bases 155 to 1249 code for a protein of 364 amino acids. NCBI's taxonomy places the organism in Eukaryota, Fungi, Ascomycota, Leotiomycetes, Helotiales, Sclerotiniaceae. The record is from RefSeq and is a predicted model, not a curated record.